AAGACGCUGGACGUCACUGUAAUCCAGAGGAAAGAGACACAGAAACAUCUGUAGUUUACAGCUGUGUUUCCUAAACUUGUGUCAAGUACUCCGUCAACAGCACAAAUGACCUCAUUUCAACUAAUAUAAUAUAAUAUAACGUACAAUUCAAACCAUGUUAUUCUGGAUUGUCCGUGCAUUUUUAUAUUUAUUUAUUAUUAUUCUUUUUUUUUUAUUGUUGAAUGUUUGUUAAUGUAGGCUGUCUAGCAUGUCCUUGUUGGAUGUUGAGCUCAAGGUUUGUGUGGUUAGUUUGAUCUGUUCGCUCCUGCUGGUAGAUGCUGUAUUUGCACCGAUCUGCUGCUGAAGUCGAGUCGAUCUAUCACAGUAUCGAUCAAAUGACUGACUGAACAAUAACUGCUCAUCAACAGCACAUCUAAAUCACUUUUUGAUUUAGACUUUUGUAUUAAUGUUGCAUAUGCUUUGAAAACUAUGAAUGGUAGUCCUAGACAGCAGUCAGGACAAAAAUAAGAUCUCUUAAAACCUUAAAGAUACUCCAAAAGUGUAUAUAACAUCUACUAUAAUUCAGUAUGAAUAAAUAUUUACAAUUUAAAUGUUGCAAAUGGAGAAAAAUGUCAGUCAACAUGGUUUGAAAGGCUGUAAGAAAGAUGCUCUUUGCAGCCAGAUGUAGUUACAACAUCUACCAGCAGGAGCUGAAAUAGACCUCACUAACCAGCUAAACUUCAACCGCUUGAUAAGAAGCAGCUUCACUUCAGACUCUGUGUCACUUUGUCAGCAUCUUGUUCUGUCUUCAUGCUCAGUAAUGCAGUAAAGAUGUAUGGAAGUGUAAUGUGUUGCUUUAGUUUUUUCACUAUUAUAUUUUCAAAUGUUGUUCAUCAGAGUUCAGUUCAGUGUGGAGAGAGAUCAGAUGCUGAAACCCUUCAGUCACAUUGAAGAAAACUUACUGUGUCUUUAUUAUUAAAGAGUCUUACUUUCUCAAUAUUUUUCUUCACGCAGAAAGGAUUGUGUUGAAAUAAGCAUCUGCUUGGUAAGGUCUUUUGUGGAGCUGCUGUCUGUCACUCGUGUAUCUGUCAGACUGAUGUGACCGUAAGAAUGAGCUUCUCAGCAACAGUCUCUGUGUUUCUGCUGAUUGUGAGCAGUUCAGUGUGUGUGGAGAUUACAGCGAGAGGAACAGAAGGAGAACAAGUGGCUAUUAAGUGUCCUUAUGCUAAAGGAUAUGAAAACACCAACAAAUACUUCUAUAAAGGACCUUACAAAGAUAAUAAUCUUAUACUAAAAUCUGAUGGAGGAGAGUCAGUGUCUGACGGCAGAUUCUCUCUGUGGGACGAUCAUCAGACGGGUUCAUUUACGGUGACCAUCAGAAACCUGAGGAUGGCAGAUGCUGGACUGUACAGCUGUGGAGCUGGAUGGGGAGACUAUAAACUAAUCCAGCUGAAUGUGAUUAAAGCUCCACAGAAAACAAGGCCUGUCCAGAUCUCAACCACCACCCUCCAUCCAGAUCAAACUACGAGCUCAUUUUCAAACACGCCGCCUCAUUCGAGCUCAUCAGACAUGAAGCCUCAAUCCAGCACCAUCACAAUCACAGAUCAUCACAUCUCCUCACCAGGUUCAUUUGUGAUUAUCGUCACUGCAGAGGUUUUGGUUUUACUCCUGAUAGGACUUACACUGAUUAUAGUGGCUCUGUGGAAGAAAAAGAAGAAUAAAGGUCUGCUGUCGUCCUCCAUCGAAGAGUUUAAUCCAGUGAUUUAUGAACAGAUGAAAGACGCUGGACGUCACUGUAAUCCAGAGGACAGAGACACAGAAACAUCUGUAGUUUACAGCUGUGUUUCCUAAACUUGUGUCUUAUGAGUCCCUACAGACCCAUCAGUGAGACUCAAGCAUCUCUUUAUCAACACAACAACACAAAUGAGUUCAAUUGAACUAAUAUAAUAUAACAUCAUAUUUAAUAUGAUACUAAAUAUGUACAGUUUGGCAAGCACCACUAAUAUAUUGCAUUUAUGAGCAUGUUGAGAACCAAGAGAAAUAAUCUUCACCUUUCACAUAAUUUUCAUGAUUUUACUGAAAAUCAGUCAUAAUUGAGCUUAUUUUGUUCACUUUACUCACAAUCUUUUUUUAUUAUGUUUAUCGUUGUUGUUAUAAUUGUUCAUUGCAUGUUUAAAUCUGACAUGCACAAAUAUGGAUAAUUUGAAUUUAUUAAUUUCUGAAGUCGAGUCUCAUGAGUUACUGCAAUCUGCAGCUUAAUGGACAAAUUAAACCAUGUUAUUCUGGA
Messenger RNA from Onychostoma macrolepis, 2266 nucleotides. RefSeq names its product CMRF35-like molecule 1. Gene Ontology annotation, cellular component: plasma membrane. The record is from RefSeq and is a predicted model, not a curated record. NCBI's taxonomy places the organism in Eukaryota, Metazoa, Chordata, Actinopteri, Cypriniformes, Cyprinidae. Gene Ontology annotation, molecular function: transmembrane signaling receptor activity. The coding region runs from base 1090 to 1830 and encodes 246 amino acids. The transcript has 8 exons.